AUGAAUGGAGCAGGAGCAGUGAAAAGAAGGAGAGAAUACAAGAAUGCAGUGGCAUGUAACCGGUGCAAGAAAAGGAAACAAAGGUGCGAUGGGAAUUACAUAACAGGUAGCCCCUGUUCGAAAUGUAUGGUAUCAGGUGAAAUCUGUGAGUUUGAUGACAAGACUAGACCAUCGUAUGUUAAAUCAUUAGAGGAUAAAGUCAGAUUUUUGGAGAAGAAAGUGGGUGACUUAGAACUACAACUACUGGAAGAAAAAGGCAAAGGUAGUCCUGGAGACCACGGUAGUGUGAAGAGUGUUACUUCUACUGAAUCAGGCAACAAGAAUUUAGUGGAAUGUACGGCGUUCAUUCCUUUGAAAGAUGAUUCCAAUCCCAUAUAUGUGGGGUCAUCAUCCUUCAGUAUUGCUAAUUUGAUCCAAUACUAUUUAAUCCAUGAUGAUACUACUGAUAAUUCAUCGACCAAUGAUAUAUAUGAAGACAUAUCAGGAGAUCCUAAUAAUUUCGUUCAAAUAUUGCUAGAAGACCAGAAGUUGAUGGACUAUUUCUUGGAAAGUUACAUAACAAUCAUGCACAAGAGAUACCCCUUCCUAGAUAGACUUUAUAUCGAGUCAUUACAUGAACGUAGAAGUGAACUUUUCUUUCAAAGAGAUGAAAAGUCUGCUAUGGAUAGAUUUCUUAUCUUAAUGAUUUAUGCUGUAGGAUCUUACUUGCGACCCAACAAUUCCAAAUUAUCACAUGUUCCGUUUGCGAGAAUGUUAUUCUACAAAGCUGCCUUAAAUAGUGAUUUGCAGGUAAUAUUCAAGACAGAAACCACAGCCAAUAUCUAUGCUUUAUUGUUAUUGGUUGUUUACAAAUUAAGAACUCCAAAUGGUCAGGUAAUAUGGUAUCUUAUCGGAAUGGCUUUGAGGUUAUGUAUUGAUUUCGGUUUGCAUAGAAGAAAUAUUCAAGUAUUUGCCAAGGAUCCUUAUAAAUAUCAAUUGAACAGUAGAUUAUUCUGGUCAACUUAUUCCUUGGAUAGAAUCAUAGCCAAUAGUUUCGGAAGACCCUAUUCAAUAAGUGAUAGAGAUAUCGAUGUUGACUUACCACUUGAUAUCGAAGAGUCGAUUAGAGAUCCUGUUAUAAUCAAGAACCAUUUUUAUAGCAAAUAUCCUCAGUACAACAUUGAAAAUUUGGUUUUGCAACCAGUCAAUACUCCCUUCACUACCUUGACUAUGGCUAUCAAAAACUUUGAACUUAGAAGAAUAGACAGUAAAAUACAAGAGAAGAUCUAUGCUGUUGAUAAAUCUAUUACUGAUAUACCGAGAGAUGCCAUCAGUGAGAUCAAGGAAGAUUUAAAUCGUUGGAAACAGAGCACACCCCAAAGACAAAAUACCCUCGAAAAUGAUUAUUACUCCUAUUUGUAUAACAAACUGUUGAGACAUCUGAUUAUACCCUUCAUAAACCUUUUGGAUUCUGAUGAUCCGUUAUUCACAGCAUGUAUAGACAGCUCCAUAACGAUUUGCAAAACAAACAGAAGGAUUCAUGAUAAUGGGAAACACCUUUUAUCCAUUAUUAGUAUCCAAACAAUUUUCUUGAGUGGAAUGACAAUAAUAUAUGCUGUAUUAUCCAAAAAAAUGACUUUUACGUUCAAAAUCAGUGAAGGAUUAAGAUGUUGUUCAGCAACUUUACUAUUGCUUAGUACUAGAAGUCCAAGUUGCAAGAGCUUUAGUCUGAUUUUCGAAAGAUUGUUAGAUAGAAUAGGAUCUAAUGAUGAAUCAGAAGAAUAUGACUCAUAUGGGCCACAAAAAGUUCUUAAUGAUAUAUCACAAAUCGACAUAGAUUAUCUCCAAGGAGCCGUGGAAGAAGAUAAGCUUGAAUUCUAUCAAGAUCAUGAUUUUAAUACUUUUAUGAACAGAGUAGCAUCUUUUGAUGAUGAAAUUCCUCAACUAAGAGGCGACUUUAUGUAG
Messenger RNA from Yamadazyma jaroonii, 1944 nucleotides. Lineage: Eukaryota; Fungi; Ascomycota; Pichiomycetes; Serinales; Debaryomycetaceae. The record is from the annotation of a GenBank genome assembly.